Messenger RNA from Fukomys damarensis (Damara mole-rat), 1322 nucleotides. It is a transcript of the gene Zpbp, whose product is annotated as zona pellucida binding protein. Lineage: Eukaryota; Metazoa; Chordata; Mammalia; Rodentia; Bathyergidae. Gene Ontology annotation, cellular component: zona pellucida receptor complex; acrosomal vesicle; extracellular region. The coding region runs from base 1 to 1221 and encodes 406 amino acids. Gene Ontology annotation, biological process: acrosome assembly; binding of sperm to zona pellucida. The record is from RefSeq and is a predicted model, not a curated record. The transcript is spliced from 8 exons.
AUGACAGUCCCUGCCUCCCCGGCGUCGGGAGUCUGGUCCACGCGCCAGCGACCUUACAGCCUAGUUCCCAGCGGAAGUGCCAACGCGUGCAGCGGUAUUGGCUGCGCGUGCAUCCGGGCCAUUCUUCCGGUCGGCCGCCCUCUAACUUCCGGCGGCGGGUGGGCGCGCGCCGCGCGCUUAACUACCUUCUUUUCCGAGGGUCGGCAGGCGGCUGCGGCGUGGGAUGGAGACCUCGGCCCCUGGCCGGGCAUGGCAUUCCUCUUCUCCGCCUUUCUGGUGCAGGCGCCCUCCUCAGUUGGAUAUUUAGUUCGAUUGCCAAGAAGUUUUCGCUUGACUCAGGAUGCAGUGAAAAUAGUGGGGUCAUCGCAUUUUCCAGCAAGUGUCUACGUCAUGCUCCACCAGCGGAGUCCACAUGUGCUGUGUGCCACCCAGCAGCUUCGAAAUGCUGAGCUCAUAGACUCAACAUUCCAGUGGCAUGGGCCAAAAGGGAAAAUUGCUUCAGAAAAUAGCACCGCACAGAUAACCUCCACCAGAAGCCUUGUGUUCCAGAAUUUCGAGGAGACCAUGAGCGGGGUUUACACUUGUUUCCUCAAAUAUAAAGCUCAUGUGGAGGAUCCUAUUAAAAAUCUUCAACUGAAAUAUGUUGUAUAUGCCUAUUGUGAGCCUCAUUAUUAUUACCAGUUUACAGCUCGAUAUCAUGCAGCUCCCUGCAAUAGCAUCUAUAAUAUUUCUUUUGAGAAGAAACUUUUUCAGAUUUUAAGCAAAUUGGUUCUUGACCUUUCAUGUGAGAUCUCCUUACUUAAGUCUCAGUGCCAUUGCAUCAAAAUGCAAAAAGCUGGUUUGCAAAAUGAACUGUUCUUUACAUUUUCAGUUUCAUCUCUAGACACUGAAAAAGGAUCAAAGACAUGUAAAGACCAUGAUUGUGAAUAUUUCAAAAGACUAUCUAAGGCUAGGCAUCUCAUAGAGAGAUUCUUUAAUCAGCAAGUGGAAGCUCUGGGCAGACGUGCGGAACCAUUGCCUCAGAUAUACUACAUUGAAGGCAUCCUGGAAAUGGUGUGGGUUAACCGCUGCUUCCCGGGGUACGGGAUGAACGCCCUGAAGCACCCGCGAUGUCCCGAGUGCUGCGUGAUCUGCAGUCCGGGCUCUUACAACCCCCGUGAUGGAAUUCACUGCCUGCAGUGCAACAGCAGCCUGGUGUACGGAGCCAAGACAUGCCCGUAGACCAUUGUCUGGAGUCCUUCGGUGGUUUAUUCAAUGCAAAAGUAUAUUUUUGAAAUAUUAAAAUAUAAUAAAUCACCAUUAUGCCAAAUUAAAUAAUCAUA